Molecule: messenger RNA, 4013 nt
Organism: Passer domesticus (house sparrow)
Lineage: Eukaryota; Metazoa; Chordata; Aves; Passeriformes; Passeridae
Gene: TMEM200A
Product: transmembrane protein 200A
Exons: 2
Coding region: 519-1994 (491 amino acids)
Source: RefSeq, a predicted model, not a curated record
GGGUCCGUCACCUUCCACCUCCCCCUCAGCGCCGCCGGGGGCGAGCGCCGCCCGGGCACCCUGCUGAGGAGCCGGGAAAGUUUUGCUCCGCGGAGCCGCCACCCGCCCACGCCCCCCUGGGCGGCUGCUUGGCGGCCGUUCCCCCGCGGCGGCUCCCGCGGAGCGCUGCUAUGGCACCCGCCCGUCGCCGCGGGGCGAGCAGGGGGAGGCCGCCUCCGGCUGGCCCUGCGCUGGCGGCGGGGGGGCGCGCAGCCCCCGGGCGGCGGGCGUCCUCCUCCGGCCGGCAGUGACCGCCCCGGCCCCGCUCCUGCCUGCUCGCCAUGCCUGCCCCCGCCCGCCUCUCGCCGAGCUCCGUGCCGGGGAAGGGCGAGGGGAGCCGCCGCCCUGUCACUCCCUGAGCCAGCCGCCGCCUCACCGGAGAAGCCCCGUGUCUAACGGGCACGGCGCAGCUCCGCUGCUCGCUGCGCCGGGAGGGCUGCGGGCACCUCGCACCUCCCCACAGGGCACAAUAUAGAACUAUGAUAGCAACCGGAGGAGUCAUAACAGGACUGGCUGCCUUAAAAAGGCAAGACUCUGCCAGAUCUCAACAACAUGUAAAUCUUGCUGGAGUACCAGCUCCUGAAGAGAAGAAACCAGUUAGACGGCGGCCCAGGACAGAUGUCGUAAUUGUCAGGGGCAAAAUCCGUCUCUAUUCUCCAUCGGGAUUCUUCCUUGUUUUGGGAGUACUUAUCGCAUUCUUUGGAAUUGCAAUGGCCAUCCUUGGAUACUGGCCCCAAAAGGAACAGCUGUUAGGCUCUGAAGAUAAUCCAUCUGUAAAUGAAACCCGGACCCCGAGAAGCCAAGGAAGCAUUUUGCUUCGCUUCUUUGAACAGCACGUGCACUCGGAUAAGAUGAAAAUGCUGGGCCCUUUCACUAUGGGCAUUGGAAUCUUCAUUUUUAUUUGUGCAAAUGCCAUUCUGCAUGAAAACCGUGACAAGGAAACAAAAAUAAUACACAUGAGAGACAUAUACUCCACUGUAAUAGACAUCCACACCCUGAGGAUCAGGGAACAAAAGCAGCUGAGUGGUGCCUUCACUGGCUUGUUGGGGGAAGCAGAACUCCGGCACAGCGGGAGCUCCUGUGCAUCACGGCUGGCUGCGAACACAGUUGCGCCUUUCUCUGGCUUCAAGAGUAAUCUUAGAAUGGAUAGUUCUGCUGAAGAAGAUGAGAUUACCCUAAAUGAGGACAGGACCACUAGUAGCCUUCUGCCACCUCUGCUGGCUGAGCAGUCUGGUUCAGUCUUUGGACUUUACCCUCACACCAGCAAGGCUUCAGAUGACAAAAACACUAACUCUAUAAAGUGUGAAACAAAAUCCAUUGUAUCUUCUUCCAUUAGUGCUUUCACACUGCCAGUCAUUAAACUGAAUAACUGUGUUAUCGAUGAACCCAGUAUAGACAACAUAACUGAGGACUCAGAGAUCACCAGGAGUCAGUCUAGGAAUCUGUCAAUGGAUUCUCUGGCUAUUCCACUAACUGAUACCAAUGAAUCCUACAGACCGGCCGCUUCCAUGCUGCCACGACACAAUUCAUUUGUGGACACUCCAUCUGAUCCCUUCAAAUCUUCUAUGACUCUCGGACCAAGCACGGGAAAGCUUUUAUCUCCUGGUGCUGCCAGGAAGCAGUUUGGUUCCAACACAUCUUUGCAUCUUCUGUCUUCACAUUCUAAGUCCCUGGACUUGGACAGGGGUCCGUCUACGCUCACUGUCCAGGCUGAACAAAGGAAACACCCCAGCUGGCCCAGACUGGAUCGGAGCAACAGCAAAGGCUAUAUGAAACUAGAAAACAAGGAGGACCCGAUGGAUAGGUUACUUGUGCCACAAGCAGCAGUCAAGAAAGACUUUACUAAUAAGGAAAAGCUUCUUAUGAUAUCAAGAUCUCAUAAUAAUUUAAGUUUUGAACAUGAUGAGUUUUUGAGUAACAACCUGAAGCGAGGAACUUCUGAAACAAGAUUUUAAUAUUUAAAUUGCAAUUUAGAAGAUAUCAUAUGGUAUUUUUUAAAAAAGCAUUUUGACAAGUGUUUCCUUUUCAGUGAGACUGUACAAGCCUGUUCUUAACCAAAUGCUUAAUAGCCCAUUAAAAUUGGCUUGUGUGAACAGAGAUCUUCAUCAUUGUAAAACCAAGGGUUUCUUCUCUUAGUAACAUUCGGCUGCAAUACUGUACAUUGUCAUUGCUCGGACAGUUUUGUUAUGACUGAUUCCAAUUAUUCCCAAGUCACUAUCUCUUUCGUUCUAUAUACGCAUGUUGCUUUUCACCAAUUUGACUCCAGGAGACUGCACUAGGAAAAAAAGCUCAAUUUGCCUGUAAGUUCUCUUGAUUUGAAGACUGCAAGAAACUGAAAGGAGUGGUCUUGUGGUCUAGAAUGGGAAGUGAAAAGGAGCACAUACUGAAAUUGUGAAAUCCAGAGCUUUAUUCCUAGGCGUUGUCUUUCACAUGCAGUACAUCUCAGUAACUGCAUCUUGCCAUUGUCAUAGUGAGAAUCUUGUUUACAUACUGGGGUGGGUGGAUAGAAAAGAGUGGAUAUAAUAAAACCAUUUUUGUGAAUUCACUGUACUUGAUCAAGCUGAAUACCAGUGUUGUGAAUUAUUAACUAUGCUUUGUACAAUAAUCUUUCUACAUCCAUUGUAAUUUAAUCCUGUAAUUUUGGAAAAGCAUACAUAAAGUAAGAUCUGAAAUUUUUUCUGGGAUUAAGUCUCUAAACCACCUUGAUUGGUAGCCGUUUUAAAAUCAAAAUAGAAAUAUUCAAUUAAAAUCUUAGGAAGAUGAUGAAUGCCAACAGGAUUUUAGAAACAUGGUGUAUAACUUGCAUAUUGUAGCACUUGAUAUUGUAACUUGCAUCUGAAGGCAGUAAUGGAGAAUGAAUAUAUUGCCUAAUUACAAUAACAAGAUGCUAAAUAAUUAGAUCUCUGUGUUCAAAAUACUGAUACAAAGCAUACAAUUCAAUACGUAUACUAGCAUAGUAUGAAAGCCUCUUGCCUAAAUUUUGAUUUAUAUAUUUCACAUAAUUAUUGGUGUAAUGGUUUACCGAAGGCUUAGCUGUGUCAAUUUGCAUUACAAGAUUUUGCAAAAGGAAUUUACAUUUAAAACAAUGUUUUUCUCAGCAAAGCAAGCUUCACAGUUGACAGUUGUAGGCUAUUGCUAAAGAAAAGGAGAAUUGAAUUGGAAUGUGCAAAUCAGAAGGUGUUCAUGUACUUCAUUGCUGUUUAGGCCAUGAUCCUGCCAUUACAGCCAUGCUAGAGAAUGUCCCUUCAAAGCUGCAAGGCUCUCCCAACAGGGUGUUGGGCUUAAUUGGUUGGAUUUGAUACAUUCACUUACCCUAAAUACUCAGGAAUUAUUUUUAAUGGCUUUUCCCAAAAAGAAUCAAGCUUGUUAAAAUGUUGUAAUUUCUCAAUUACUUAGAUUAUGAAAGAUCAAGAUCAAAAUACCUUCUCUUUUUUUUUUUUUUUUAAAUAUACAGCUCCGUAUUCCAACUGCGCAAUGUUUAUGUAUCAGGAGCGUUACUUGCUCAGUGAGUUGAGGCAUAGUGUUAACUGUUAGGACCUCAAGCCUAUAUAUUGUAACAGAGUUGGCUAAAUAUUUUGCUAUGAAGCUUUUAAUAACUCACUGGUUUGUGUUCUUAACACAUUUGCUAUUUUUUGCAAUAAAAUGUCUCUCUAUACAUGUCUGUUGUAUGACCUGUUUUUUCCUCUAUGAUCUCUAAUCUUACAUAUCAAAGUAUAAUUGGGUAUCAUAACACUGUACACAACAUGUGCCUAAAUUAUUAGCCUGCCACAAGAUGUUUCUUCAUGAGUAAUUGAUUUCAGUGACAUGUCUACACAUGGAAAGCCUGAAUGCUUUUUUACUGAUGAAAUUGAAAUGUAUUCAAAGUGGUUUUGCUACGAGAAACUUUGUGUAAAAAGAACAUUAUGCUCUUUUUAGUUUGGCAGUAAGUAUUAUUUUAAAAAUGGAAAACUCUAUUAAAGAUUUGAGUGAUGUAA